UAGUCACGUGAUAAGGGAACGUAUGGUGACCUUUAGUCACAUGACGAGAGACGGACUCGGCGCGGCCCUGAUUAACCCGGAACUGGCGCGCGGUUUCCGUGAGGCCCCGUCCGGCUUCGCGGACUGAAGGAGAGUAAGGGUAAGGAGGACUGGCCGCUGUGCUGGUAGACCAGGUGUACCCCAGCACCCAUCACUGGGCGCACAAGAAACAUCCUGAAUAGUUUGUGUUGCCCCAGCAGCUCCCUAUGCAGCACCCCAUGAAAUGAAUAAAGCACCGCAGCCUAUAGCAGGACCCCCAACAGCCCCUCUCCCUGCCCCCUCUCCUGGUCUCUCUCAGACUGCUUUUCCUCCUGGACAAGCAGGAGCCCCUGUAGUUUUUGCCACCCCACAGCCACCACAAAUGAACACGCCGCCCCAGCCUCGGCAGGGAGGAUUCCGAUCUCUGCAGCAGUACUAUGCCAACCGUCAGCCACCACCAAGCAGUGCUUCCAGAGUGCCUGCAAGUACGGCACCCCGGGCAGUGACUCCUACACAUGUAUAUCAGACUGGUUCCCAGAUGAUGAUGAUUCCACAGCCUCUUCCUUUUCCUGCUUCACAAGGUUCUGCAUAUUAUAUUCAGGGAGGACAGUACCGCUCCACUUACGUUGCACCAACACAGCAGUAUCCUGUGCCGACAGGGACACCCAGCUUCUACCCUAGCUCCAGUCCAGCAGAAUAUGGUACUUAUGCUGGAGCAUACUACCCCACUCAAGGUGUACAGCAGUACCCUCCUGCAGUUUCGGCUGCUCAAGUCAUGAUGAAUCCUGCCCAGCAAAUCCCACCGAAGCGAGAGCGCAAGCAGGUACUGCCAGCAAAGAUUAGAAUACGAGAUCCAAACCAGGGUGGCAGAGACAUUACAGAAGAGAUUAUGUCUGGAGGUAGGACAACCUCCACACCAACUCCUUCACAGACUGGCAGUUCGGGUUUGGAAAAUCUCUGUACCACGCAACCAAAUGGAGAGAGCAGCCAUCCUGUAGUCAUAAGGCCAGAUGAUAAUCAAAAAGUGCCAGUAGUCUUAACAAAGACUGGCCUGGAGCCUGAUAAGAUGGAGAUUGGCCUUGCCCCAAUAGAGCUGCAAAUGCACAUGUCUGAAAUAGACACUAAGAUGCCACCAUUGGAAAAGAAUGUGGAGUUUCAGGAAGUGAUCCCUGCCAACACUAUGGAUAGUUCUUCAGCAGUUGUUGCCAGCUCUGAUUCAUGUACAGAUUCUACUCCACCACUAAUAAACAAUUUUGCAUCUGAGGAGGUGAAAGAGGAGAUUGACAUUGUCCUUGCACCAGUUUCCAUGCUGGUUGAGCAGCCAGCAGUGGAAAUGCCGAUGGAGGAGCAAGUGGAAGAAACUGAGCAACAGUUUGAGGGAGAGAUAGAUGUAGUGGAGACCGCUAUUGAGGAACAACUGCCUGUGGCAGCCUGUAGUUUGCAGUCAGAUGAUUUUGUAUCUGCUCAAGAAAAUCCACCUGAAAGCAAUGGUGUGACAGUAGACCCUGACCCAGAGCCUAGCCAGGAGCCAGAAACUCCACAAGUUCUAUGUGAACUCCCAGUAGAGUCUCCUAUUGCCCAACCAGAGGAGCUUAAGUUGACCAAUGGACUAGCAGUGCCUGGAAUUCAGGACCUUGAGCCAUCUGAGGUGCAACCAGAGUCUGAUAUCAGUCCUAUUGCAGAGCCAGAAGUGGUUCCUGCAAAAGAGGAGGAACAGGCUCCCUCCAUCCCUGUUGCAGAUGAUCAGGAGAAGGAAGAAAGUCUCUUGCAGAAUGCUGCCCAGCCGGUAUUGAGCAGCCAGAGUGUGGAGAGCAACACACAAGUGCCUCCUGUCUCAGUGCCAAAAAAGAAAAGGAAGAUGAAGGAUCUUAAUAAGAAGGAGGCCGUGGGAGACUUGCUGGAUGCUUUUAAAGAGUCACAGAAAGCUGAGCCACCAGCUGAGCCAGAAACUACACCGCAGCCUGUGGCUCCCACACUAGACACUGAUCCAGUGCGGGCCUCCCCACCCGAGGAAACUGAUGAGACAUGGGAGGAGAAGGAAGACAAGCUAGAUUCAGAAAAUGUUGAGCCAGAGCCACCCAAGUCUGGAGACCAGAAGUAUCAGUACAAAGAAGAACAAUGGAAACCCAUCAAUCCUGAAGAAAAGAAGCAGUAUGAUAGGGAAUUUCUCUUGCGUUUCCAGUUCAUCUGUGCCAGCAUGCAGAAACCUGAGGGUUUGCCACACAUCAGUGAUGUUGUGCUUGACAAGGCAAACAAGACCCCACUGCGGCCAUUAGACCCCAGUCGUAUAACCGGCAUGAACUGUGGCCCUGAUUUUACACCCUCCUUUGCCAAUCUGGGAAGACAACCCACUGGAGGUAGAGGACUGCCCUCUGGCAUUGGUCCAAGAAGAUCUCAACAAGGUCAGAGAAAGGAGCCCCGAAAGAUCAUCCCAAAUGUAUCUCUCAGUGAUGACGUGCAACUCAACAAAGCUGAGAGAGCUUGGAAACCAGGAAAUAAAAGGUCAAAUAAAGAAGAAGAGCCAGAUGCAGUGAAAACACAGGAACUCUUCCGACGUGUGCGUAGUAUUCUGAACAAGCUGACCCCCCAGAUGUUUCAACAGCUCAUGAAGCAAGUUACAGAGCUAACCAUUGACACAGAAGAGAGGCUUAAAGGAGUCAUUGACCUAAUUUUCGAAAAGGCCAUCUCUGAGCCAAACUUCUCAGUUGCCUACGCCAAUAUGUGCCGCUGCCUUAUAACACUGAAAGUGCCCACAACAGAUAAGCCUGGAGUGACUGUGAACUUCCGUAAGCUCCUUUUGAACCGCUGCCAGAAAGAGUUUGAAAAGGACAAGGAUGAUGAUGAGGUCUUUGAAAAGAAACAGCAAGAGCUUGAUGCAGCCUCUGGGGACGAUGAGAAACAGCGACUCAAGGAAGAACUAGAAGAGGCAAAGGAUAAGGCCCGUCGACGUUCACUGGGUAACAUUAAGUUUAUUGGUGAACUUUUCAAGCUGAAGAUGCUCACAGAACCCAUUAUGCAUGAUUGCAUUGUCAAAUUGCUCAAGAAUCAUGAUGAGGAAUCUCUGGAGUGCCUGUGUCGACUGCUGUCCACUAUUGGCAAGGACCUGGACUUUGAAAAGGCCAAGCCUCGCAUGGAUCAGUAUUUUAAUCAGAUGGAGAAAAUAAUCAAGGAGAAGAAGACUUCUUCUCGAAUCCGUUUCAUGCUUCAAGAUGUGCUGGAUCUGAGAAGGAACAACUGGAUUCCUAGAAGGGGAGAUCAAGGCCCUAAAACAAUUGACCAGAUCCAUAAAGAAGCAGAAAUGGAGGAGCACAGAGAACAGAUCAAGGUGCAGCAGCAACUGCUUUCUAAAAAAGACACCCGAAGGGGAGGAUCUGGUGGAACACAUUCUUCAGUGGGCAGAAUCAGUCAGCCACAAGAUGAGGGCUGGAACACGGUACCUAUCAGCACCAAGAACCGUCCAAUUGAUACCAGCCGCCUCAGCAAAAUUACUAAGCCUGGUGCAUUGGAUUUUAAUAAUCAGCUGCUGGCACCUGGAGGUAGACUAAGUUGGGGAAAAGGCAGCAGUGGAGGCUCGGGAGCCAAGCCCAAUGAACAGGCCCCAGAGUCUGGGAGGCCGACAACAAGUACGUUGAAUAGGUUUUCUGCUUUGCAGCAGUCAUCUUCCUCAGCAGAAAGUGACUCGCGCAGAGUUGUGCAGAGGAGCAGCUCAAGCAGAGAACGCAGUGAUCGGUAUGACAGGGGAGAGCGCAGUGACCGGUAUGACCGAGGAGAGCGCUUUGACCGUUCAGAUAGGACUGAUCGCUUUGAGAGAAGAGAAGGUGGGGAGAGGCAAGCAGACAGAAAUAGACCCCCAAUCACUAAAAGAAGCUAUAGCAAAGAAACUGAUGAUCGUAGCCGGGAGAGAGAACACCGUGGUUCCCAAGACCCCUUGCGCAGGGUAGCAAGUAUGACUGAAGAGAGAGACCGCAGCAGCCGGGAGCGAGACAGGAGUAAAGAGUCAGCUAAGAGAGAGGCUGUUGUAACACCUGUUCCAUCAAAACCAGCUUUGAGUGAGGAUGAUAUGGAGAAAAAAUCGAAAUCCAUCAUUGAGGAAUUUCUGCAUAUUAAUGAUAUGAAAGAAGCCAUGCUUUGUGUCCUGGAGAUGAACUCUACCUCGCUACUCUUCAUCUUUGUACGGAAUGGCAUUGAGUCAACAUUGGAGAGGAGUACAAUAGCCAGGGAGCAUAUGGGUCUACUACUGUACCAGCUGGUCAAAGUGGGAACACUGACAAAGGAGCAGUAUUACAAAGGUCUGCAGGAAAUACUAGCCAUUGCAGAGGAUAUGGAGAUUGAUAUUCCACACAUUUGGUUAUACUUGGCAGAAAUAAUUACGCCAAUUCUUCAUGAAGGAGGAAUUCACAUGGGAGAACUUUUCAGGGAGGUGACCAAACCGCUUGUGCCACUGGGCAAGGCUGGCCACUUGCUUGUUGAAAUCUUACUGCUUCUCUGCAAAGAAAUGAGUCAUAAAAAGGCAGGAGCCUUGUGGCGAGAAGAGGGACUCAGCUGGAAGAACUUUCUACCAGAGGAUGUGGAUGUAAAUAAGUUUGUCACUGAAAAGAAAGUAGAGUUCACCUUGGGUGAUGAUAGUGAAAAACCAAGCAAAAAAGAGUUGUCCUUUGAGGAGCUGUGUCGACUUUUGGACAAACUGCUGCAGGAGAAAGCGGACAACCAAAGAAUAUACGACUGGGUUGAGGCUAACCUAGAUGAGCAACAAAUUGUUUCAAAUACUUUUGUCCGGGCAGUGAUGACAUCAGUCUGUCAGUCAGCAAUCAUUUUUGAAAAUCCUUACCGUGUAGACAGCAAACAGAUUGUUCAGAGAGCCAAGGUUCUCCAGAAGUACUUGACAGAUGAGCAGAAGGAACUGCAAGCACUCUAUGCUCUACAAGCCCUGAUGGUCAAACUGGAACAACCACCCAACUUGUUGCGCAUGUUUUUUGAUGCUCUCUACGACGAGGAUGUAAUCAAAGAAGAGGCCUUUUACAAGUGGGAGUCUAGCAAAGACCCAGCAGAGCUGCAAGGCAAAGGAGUUGCACUAAAAUCUGUCACUGCCUUCUUCACCUGGCUGCGGGAAGCAGAAGACGAGUCGGACAACAACUAACAGCAUGUGCACCUGUGGAACUUGGUUUGAUACAUGGCUUGCAUUAGGAUUAAGGAGUGAGCUGCUUGACACUGCAGCAGCUUGGCAAUGCAACAAGCCAUUUUCCCCCUUUCUUACCCCUUUGAAGAAUGUCUAACAAAAUUUAAAAAGAAAAAAAAAGAAAAGGACUUGGAAAGAGAGAGAGAGUGCAAUCCCUCAAGUGUUCAGUUUUUUAUCUUUUAGUUUUAAAUCUCUAUAGUUCGUCUUGUUAAUUAAAUAAACUAAAGGCUGCUCUUUACAAAUGUACAAUUAAGUGGCACUCUGAGAGGGUGUUUUUUUUUUUUUUUUUUUUUAUGUACAAGAAACAAAAUGCAAUUUGGGGACAGCUCGACAUGGCAGUCGGACUUUGCAGAAGUGGAAUGAUGUGCCAGGCUGUUCCCAGGUUUGGACGACUGGGGCUGGAUGAACUUGAGUUCAUUUUCACUCGAUUCCUGCUCAUUGAAUUCCUACACUAUAAGGGGGGGGGAAGCCCCUGUCUGUAGCGGAAAAAUAUAUAUAAAAUAUAUAUAUAAAUAAAUAUAAAUAAUCAUUAAAAACUUGAAGAGAGAGAGAUCACACUUUAAAUGAGAAACAGUACAGCUCCUAGAAUCCUUUCAGCUAGAAAAAAGAUUUUAGGACAGUCCUGUAAAUAGAUUUUUUUUUUUUUUUUUUUUUUCCUCUGAAAACAGCUAAUGUAAUGCCAUGUAACUUUUGCCGCCUUCGGACUUUGAUUUCCCGGCAUCGGCGGACACUUCUGUAUUUAUAGUUUUCUCUCCUGAGUUACCAUGAGGUGCUUGUAAUUAUCCACAUGAACUCUGAUUACAAUUUAAAUGAAAUUUGUAAAUACUUUUUUGCUUUAAGUAUUUAAUUAAAAGAUUAAUGCCUCUUUUCACAUUCGCAACUGGAAAGAACAGAAUAAAGAUGAAUUGCAAAUAAAGGCUGUCAGCUUGCUGCAAA
This is a messenger RNA of Erpetoichthys calabaricus (reedfish), 6130 nucleotides long. It is a transcript of the gene eif4g1a, whose product is annotated as eukaryotic translation initiation factor 4 gamma, 1a. Lineage: Eukaryota; Metazoa; Chordata; Cladistia; Polypteriformes; Polypteridae. The record is from RefSeq and is a predicted model, not a curated record. The transcript is spliced from 34 exons. The coding region runs from base 263 to 5155 and encodes 1630 amino acids. Gene Ontology annotation, molecular function: translation initiation factor activity; mRNA binding; protein binding. Gene Ontology annotation, cellular component: eukaryotic translation initiation factor 4F complex.